CGUCCGGCCCCGGCAGGGAGCGGGGAUGCAGAGGGCGGCGCUGACCGGAAUUUGCGGCCUCCUGCGCGGGGGGGCCCGACCGGGGCCGCAGGUCGUUUCCUGGCAGCUGGUUUGUCUCUUUCACACUGGUCUCCGUGCCUUUGCGGCCGAUAAGGAGCUGCUGGUGAAGCUCAGGAGGAAAACCGGUUAUUCCUUCGUGAAUUGUAAGAAAGCCUUAGAGAAGUUCAGUGGCGACUCCAAACAGGCUGAAGCCUGGCUGCAUGAGCAGGCCCAAAAGGAGGGAUGGAGCAAAGCUUCCAAACUGCAGGGCAGGAAGACAAAAGAAGGCCUUAUCGGGCUGCUGCAGGAGGGGAACGCAGCAGUGAUGGUGGAGGUGAACUGCGAGACAGACUUUGUGGCCAGAAAUGUCAAAUUUCAACAGUUAGUUCAACAAGCAGCAACUGGGACAAUGUUCCACCAUCAAGGCGCUAAGGACCAGUUAACCACAUAUAUCAAGCGUUUCAUGAAGGCAGCUGAGCUUUCUCAACUGCGGACCGGGCCUGCUGGAUGUUUGCUCAGUGACCAGCUCGCUCUAGCUAUAGGUAAACUCGGGGAGAACAUGGCUAUCACGAGGGCUGUCUGGGUGGCCGUGCCAGCGACCUACUACAUUGGCUCUUACGUCCACGGGGCGCUGCCAGCGGAUAAUCCCGCCCUCACUAACAUGGCGCUUGGGAAGUAUGGUGCCUUAGUGAUCUGCCAAGCCUCUGACCAGAGCCAGAAGUCAAACCUUGCUGAUCUAGGCCGGAGGCUGGGUCAGCAUGUAGUGGGAAUGGCCCCUCUGUCGGUGGGAUCUCUGGAGGAUGAACCUGGCGGAGACACGGAAACCAAAAUGCUUGCCCAACCUUUCUUGCUGGACCCCAGCAUUACCCUGGGCCAGUACGUGCAGCCCCAAGGUGUGUCUGUGCUGGACUUCGUGCGGUUCGAGUGCGGAGAGGACCCUGAGAUACCAGAAGCGGAGCAGACGCAGCAACGUCUCACACAGGAAGAAAACGCUUCGUAAUCUCACGUCUGCGGCCGUGGGCCGGGCGUUUACAUAUCGGAUCAGUAAGGAAAUAAUGAUGAGACGGGAUCAAUAGUGAAUUAAUCUCACAUGUGCUGGACAUUUAAUACAGGGAACUUUUUUUGCAAAGCAUUAAAGGACCUUGGUAACUGUCCUGUA
Terrapene triunguis (Three-toed box turtle) is the source of this 1198-nucleotide messenger RNA. It is a transcript of the gene TSFM, whose product is annotated as Ts translation elongation factor, mitochondrial. The record is from RefSeq and is a predicted model, not a curated record. The transcript is spliced from 6 exons. Gene Ontology annotation, cellular component: mitochondrial matrix. NCBI's taxonomy places the organism in Eukaryota, Metazoa, Chordata, Testudines, Emydidae. Gene Ontology annotation, molecular function: protein binding; translation elongation factor activity. Gene Ontology annotation, biological process: mitochondrial translational elongation. The coding region runs from base 26 to 1039 and encodes 337 amino acids.